Mesorhabditis spiculigera is the source of this 384-nucleotide messenger RNA. The record is from the annotation of a GenBank genome assembly. NCBI's taxonomy places the organism in Eukaryota, Metazoa, Nematoda, Chromadorea, Rhabditida, Rhabditidae.
AUGCAGAUCUUCGUCAAGACACUAACGGGCAAGACCAUCACCCUCGAGGUCGAGGCGUCGGACACGAUCGAGAAUGUGAAGGCCAAGAUUCAAGACAAGGAGGGCAUCCCCCCGGAUCAGCAACGCCUGAUUUUCGCCGGAAAGCAACUCGAGGACGGCCGAACACUUUCCGACUACAACAUUCAAAAGGAGUCGACCCUCCAUCUUGUUCUUCGCCUGCGAGGAGGUAUCAUCGAGCCGUCCCUCCGACAACUAGCCCAGAAGUACAACUGCGAGAAGCAGAUCUGCCGCCGCUGCUAUGCCCGUUUGCCGCCGCGUGCCACCAACUGCCGCAAGAAGAAGUGCGGACACUCCAACGAUCUGCGCAUCAAGAAGAAGCUGAAG